AUGGAAAACGGAAAGAAUGACGAAUUUACCGUGAGUGAUGAGGCCGUGGAGAACCUCCAGAAGGAUUUUGAGGAGGCAAUGGCAGCCCUCGCUGAGCAUGAAAGCUUCGAUCGUUUCCGAAUGGAAUAUGACGUCUUAUAUCGUGCGCUUCGCAAGAGUCACGACUCCGAAAAGCGGCUUGUGAAACGGUGCCAGCAGCUCACGCAGGAGCUGAUGAGUAAUGCGGCGAAGGUGCAGGCCGCACUGAAGUUGUCUCAGUCAGACCACACUACAAUAGAUGCACUGAAGAAGGAAAUUGAAAAGGCGUGGCGGAUGGUCGAUUCUGCAAAUGAAAAAGAUGCCCACGCGAAGGAAACAAUGAAAAAUUUAAAGGAAGAAGUGGCAUCACUGCAGGAAAUUAUGGCCAACGGUGCUGAGCUCACCUCUUCGCAGUCUGCAACCCUAGAGGGACUGAAGUUGGAGAAAAAAAGGAUGGAAAUGGAGUAUGGUGAGUUGGUGAAGCAGAUGGACAACCUGACGAAGGAAAUAAAGGAGCUGAACACGAAAUCGAAGGAACUUGAGGUCGAAAUUAUGAACAAUCAAGAAGAGUUUAAGCGUGUUACGGACAGGGAGACCUUGAUACAACAGGAGUACGACAAAGAAAUAAAAGCUCGGGAGCGUGCCGACUUUCAGGUGAAAGAGCAGCUGCAUUUAGCGCAACAAAGGGCAAAAGAGCUGAAGACUCACGAACAACUGCGUAUCAACCUGACAGAGACGGUAACUAAACUCCGCGCGCAGGUACAAGAGGAUAACGAAAAGCGCCAGCUGCUGGAGCAAAAAAUCGAGACGGCAGAGAAACAACUGUACCACACGCAGCAAUCUUACGAUGACGCUGUUGAUACCACAGAGGCCCUCAACGAGCGACAUCGCGCCGUGUGUAAGGAGAUUGCAGAAGCUGAGAAAAUGGCACACGACCUUCUUUCAGAGGAAGAGCGAACGCGCGCAGUGUGUGAUGGCGAUUACAAGAAGCUGCGUCGCCUCAUACAGCAGAACGACGACGUAAGACAGGAGUAUGAAAACCUGACUCGCCAGCAGAGCAACAUUCAAAAGCGCAUUAAUACGGUAAAGAAAGAGAGGCAUGCCAUGAAUAAUGCCUACGAGGUUUUGCAGAAGGAACAGGAUACCCUCAAGAAGUAUGGUGAACACGAACGAAAGAAGUUGCAAACCAUCGAAGGCAUUAUAGCAAACGAAGUGGAAAGUCAAAAAGAUGUAGAAGCCGCUAUUGAACGUGAGCGGGAAAUAAGCGUCCGCCUUAGCAAAACAAUAGCAAAACUAGAAAGUGAGAGGGAGAAAUAUACAGCGGAGGUGCUGCAGGCCGUCGAGCAGCAUGCACUCGUGAAGGAAGAUCUGAAGGUUGCCACUAUAACUUGCAAUGAGACACAAAAGGCGAUAGAAGAGAGUGAGCAGCGACUAAAGAAGCAACAGGGACUUUAUGAGCAGGCGAGGGCUGAACGUAACCUCUACACAAAGAAAUUGAUCGAGUCACAGGACGAAGUGAUGGAACUGAAACAGGGCUUCCGAAUGAUGGACCACCAAAUUAGACAAUUGAAGGAAGAACUGGCAAUGAAAGAGAAGAAAUUUCAGGAUGAAACAUCUGCGCAGAAGAUAGCAAAGGAAAAACUUGCCAAAGUACGCCGCGUUGUCAAUGAGCGUACCAUAGCCCUCGACGACACGAUUCGUAAUUGCGAGAAUGUCGCACAAAACAUUAAACAACUUGUCAAAGUUGUUAAUGAAUGUGAUAAACAACUUAGCGAGCAGCGUCAAAUGUUCUUGUCAGUUAGUAACGAGCGUGACAUGCUUGGUACUCAACUAAUCCGUCGUAAUGACGAGCUUGCCUUGCUUUACGAGAAAAUUCGUAUGCAACAAGAAGUACUUAGCCGUGGGUAUGCCGCAUGCCGCGCGCGCCAGGAAGAUAUGCGCCUUCUGCGUUUGAAGACUGAGGACCUCAAGCGGCAGGCCAAAAUAGCAGAUAGGCGAGCACAGGACACGAAACAGUUGCAAGAAGAUAUCAAGCAACUGGUGUACGAUCUCACAGUGCAGCGCGCGAAGGUGCAAGCCCUCACCGAGGAGGCCGAGAACCCAAAGAGCUCACUUAGGUGGGAAAAGGUGGAUGGCCGGAAUCCAACGGCGGAAGAGCUCAACCGCAAGAUAUUCCGUCUUCAACGUCGGCUUAUCACAAAAUCGGAGGAAUGUGUUGAAAAGGAUAUGGAACUGCAGGAAAAGCAGCGCCUCCUAACGGAGUUGACGAACAUACUCGCGCGGCAGCCGGGGCCUGAAGUGGUACAGAGGCUUAACAUGUGCCAAAAGGAGCUACACCGUACUUGCUCCGUAAUGAAGCAGAAGGCAUCAGAACUCAAUAUGACAGGAACGCACUUCGCUGAGUUAAAAUAUGAAGCCGAGCGACUUAGGCGGGAGGUCAAUGAUACAAGACGCAAGUACUACGAGAUGCGAAUGAGUAACGAUGAACUAACGAAAGCGAUGGAGGCUUCGAGGAGCAUUAAGUCGUGA
Molecule: messenger RNA, 2547 nt
Organism: Trypanosoma brucei brucei TREU927
Lineage: Eukaryota; Euglenozoa; Kinetoplastea; Trypanosomatida; Trypanosomatidae
Exons: 1
Coding region: 1-2547 (848 amino acids)
Cellular component (GO): cytoskeleton
Source: RefSeq, a predicted model, not a curated record